This is a messenger RNA of Peromyscus leucopus (white-footed mouse), 6416 nucleotides long. It is a transcript of the gene Notch4, whose product is annotated as notch receptor 4. Lineage: Eukaryota; Metazoa; Chordata; Mammalia; Rodentia; Cricetidae. The record is from RefSeq and is a predicted model, not a curated record. Gene Ontology annotation, biological process: establishment or maintenance of epithelial cell apical/basal polarity; cell differentiation; regulation of DNA-templated transcription. Gene Ontology annotation, molecular function: signaling receptor activity; calcium ion binding; protein binding. The transcript has 30 exons. Bases 22 to 5919 code for a protein of 1965 amino acids. Gene Ontology annotation, cellular component: protein-containing complex; plasma membrane.
GCCAGGGGCAGGCGCUCUGGAAUGCCGCCCCGGUCCCUGCUGCUGCUGCUGCUGCUGCCCAGUUUCCCAGUCAUCCUGACCAGAGAAAUUCUGUGUGGAGGUUCCCUGCAACCCUGUGCCAACGGAGGCACCUGCCUGAGGCUAUCUCGGGGACAAGGAACCUGCCAGUGUGCCCCUGGAUUUCUGGGUGAGACUUGCCAGUUUCCUGACCCCUGCUGGGAUUCCCAACUCUGCAAGAACGGCGGGAGCUGUCAACCCCUGCUUCCCACACCCCCAAGGUCCCCGAGCCCCGCUUCUCCACUGGCCCCCAGAUUCUCCUGCACCUGCCCCUCCGGCUUCACCGGAGAGCGAUGCCAAACCCAUCUGGAAGACGUCUGUCCACCUUCUUUCUGUUCCAACGGGGGCCACUGCUACGUCCAGGCCUCAGGCCGCCCACAGUGUGCCUGUGAGCCGGGGUGGACAGGUGAGCAGUGUCAGCUCCGAGACUUCUGCUCAGCCAACCCCUGCGCCCAUGGCGGCGUGUGCCUGGCCACAUACCCCCAGAUCCAGUGUCGCUGUCCACCUGGCUUCGAGGGUCACACCUGCGAACGCGACGUCAACGAGUGCUUCCUGGAGCCAGGACCCUGCCCUAAGGGCACUUCCUGCCAUAACACCUUGGGCUCCUUCCAGUGUCUCUGCCCUGUGGGGCAGGAGGGCCCACAGUGCAAGCUCAGGAAGGGACCCUGCCCUCCUGGAAGCUGUCUCAAUGGAGGGACCUGCCAGCUGGUGCCGGAGGGAGACGCCACCUUUCAUCUCUGCCUCUGUCCCCCAGGUUUCACGGGUCUGAACUGUGAGAUGAAUCCAGAUGACUGUGUCAGGCACCAGUGUCAGAACGGGGCCACCUGCCUGGAUGGGCUGGGCACCUACACCUGCCUCUGCCCAAAGACCUGGAAGGGCUGGGACUGCUCUGAAGACAUAGAUGAAUGUGAAGCCCAGGGUCCCCCUCGCUGCAGAAAUGGUGGCACCUGCCAGAACUCAGCUGGUGGCUUUCACUGUGUGUGUGUGAGUGGCUGGGGAGGCCCAGGCUGUGACGAGAACUUGGACGACUGUGCGGCUGCCACCUGUGCCCCAGGAUCCACCUGCAUUGACCGCGUGGGCUCCUUUUCCUGCCUCUGCCCACCUGGACGCACAGGCCUCCUGUGCCACCUGGAAGACAUGUGUUUGAGCCAGCCAUGCCAUGGGAAUGCCCAAUGCAGCACCAACCCUCUGACAGGCUCUGUCCUCUGCUUAUGCCAGCCUGGGUACUCGGGACCCACCUGCCACCAGGAUCUGGAUGAGUGUCAGAUGGCCCAUCAAGGACCCAGUCCCUGCGAACACGGCGGCUCCUGCUUCAACACCCCCGGCUCCUUCAACUGCCUCUGCCCACCUGGCUACACGGGCUCCCGCUGCGAGGCUGACCACAACGAGUGCCUGUCCCAGCCCUGCCGCCCAGGCAGCACCUGCCUGGACCUGCUUGCCACCUUCCACUGCAUCUGCCCACCAGGCUUGGAAGGGAGGCUCUGCGAAGUGGAGACCAAUGAGUGUGCCUCUGACCCUUGCCUGCACCAAGCAGCCUGUCAGGACCUGCCCAACGGCUUCCUGUGCUUCUGCCUUCCCGGAUUCACGGGUGCCAGGUGUGAGGAAGACAUGGAUGAGUGUGGCAGUGCCCCCUGUGCCAAUGGAGGGCACUGCCGAGACCGGCCCGGAGCCUUCCACUGCGAGUGUCUCCCAGGCUUUGAAGGGCCACGCUGUGAGACUGAGGUGGACGAGUGUCUGAGUGACCCCUGCCCCACGGGAGCCAGCUGCCUUGACCUCCCAGGAGCCUUCUUCUGCCUCUGCCCUUCUGGCUUCACAGGCCAGCUCUGUGAAGUUCCCCUGUGCACCCCGAACCUGUGCCAACCUGGGCAGCAAUGCCAAGAUCAGGAAGACAGAGCCCACUGCCUCUGCCCUGACGGAAGUCCUGGCUGUGUCCCCGCCCAGGACAACUGCACCUGCCACCAUGGCCAUUGCCAGAGAUCCUCGUGUGUGUGUGACGCGGGUUGGACUGGGCCAGAAUGCGAGACCGAGCUUGGGGGAUGCAUCUCCACACCCUGUGCCCAUGGGGGGACCUGCCACCCCCAGCCCUCUGGCUACAACUGUACCUGCCCCCCGGGCUACAUGGGGCUGUCCUGUAAUGAGGAGGUAACAGCUUGUCACUCGGGGCCCUGUCUCAAUGGUGGCACCUGCAGCACCAGCCCUGAGGGCUAUUCCUGCACCUGCCCUCCAAGUCACACAGGUCCCCACUGCCAAACCGUCACUGACCACUGUGUAUCUGCCUCGUGCCUCAAUGGGGGUACCUGUGUGAGCAAGCCUGACACUUUCCUCUGCCUCUGUGCCACGGGCUUCCAGGGGCUUCGCUGUGAGGGGAAGAUUGGCCCCAGCUGUGCAGACAGCCCCUGCAGGAACAAGGCGACCUGCCAAGACACACCUCAGGGCGCCCGCUGUCUCUGCAGCCCUGGCUAUACAGGAAGCAGCUGCCAGACUCUGGUAGACUUGUGCGCCCAGAAGCCCUGCCCGCACACUGCCCGAUGCCUCCAGAGUGGACCCUCCUUCCAGUGUCUGUGCCUCCAGGGAUGGGCAGGACCUCGCUGUGACCUCCCCCUGUCCUGCCAGAAGGCUGCCAUGAGCCAAGGCAUAGAGGUCUCUGACCUGUGCCAGAACGGAGGCCUCUGUGUAGACAGGGGCUCCUCCUAUUUCUGCCAGUGCCCUCCUGGAUUCCAAGGCAGGUUAUGCCAGGAUAAUGCGAACCCCUGUGAGUCCAAGCCUUGCCAGCACGGGGCCACCUGUGUGGCCCAGCCUGAGGGCUAUGCCUGCCAGUGUGCCCCAGGCUACGAAGGACAGAACUGCUCCAGAGAACAGGAUGCUUGUCGGUCUCAACCCUGCCACAACCACGGAACCUGCACCCCCAGGCCUGGAGGCUUCCACUGCGCCUGCCCCCCAGGCUUUGUGGGGCUCCGCUGUGAGGGGGAUGUGGAUGAGUGUCUGGACCGACCCUGCCACCCCGAGGGCACUGCGGCCUGCCACUCCUUAGCCAAUGCCUUCUACUGUCAAUGUCUGCCCGGACACACAGGCCGGCGGUGUGAGGUGGAGACAGACCCCUGCCAGAGCCAGCCCUGCUCCAACGGAGGGUCCUGUGAAGUCACAGCAGGGCCACCCCCUGGCUUCACAUGCCACUGCCCCAAGGGUUUUGAAGGCCCCACCUGCAGCCACAAAGCCCCUUCCUGCGGCAUCCAUCAUUGCCACCACGGAGGCCUCUGUCUGCCCUCCCCUAAGCCAGGCUCCCCACCGCUCUGUGCCUGCCUUGGUGGCUUUGGGGGCCCUGACUGCCUGACACCCCCAGCCCCACAAGGCUGCGGGCCGCCCUCACCCUGCCUGCACAAUGGUAGCUGCUCUGAGACCCCCAGGUUGGGCAACCCUGGCUUUCAAUGCUCCUGCCCUCCUGGCUCUCCAGGGCCUCGGUGCCAAAGGCCGGGGGCAAAUGGGUGUGAGGGCCGAGGUGGUGAUGGGGCUUGUGAUGCCGGCUGCAGUGGCCCAGGAGGAGACUGGGAUGGAGGGGACUGCUCCCUGGGGGUCCCAGACCCCUGGAAGGGCUGUCCUUCCCAUUCCCAGUGCUGGCUGCUUUUCCGGGAUGGGCGGUGCCACCCACAGUGCGACUCUGAGGAGUGUCUGUUUGAUGGCUAUGACUGUGAAAUCCCUCCAACCUGCACCCCAGCCUAUGACCAGUACUGCCAAGAUCACUUCCACAAUGGACACUGUGAAAAAGGAUGCAAUAGCGCUGAAUGUGGCUGGGACGGGGGCGACUGCAGGCCAGAAGAUGGAGACUCAGAGUGGGGGCCCUCCCUGGCCCUGCUGGUGGUGCUGAGUCCGCCAGCCCUGGAUCAGCAGCUGCUUGCUCUGGCCCGAGUACUGUCCCUGACUCUGAGGGUCGGGCUCUGGGUGAGGAAGGACAGUGAUGGCAGGAACAUGGUGUUCCCCUAUCCGGGGACCCGGGCCAAAGAGGAGCUCAUCGGAACUCGGGAUUCCUCUUCAUGGGAAAGACCAGCCCCUCACAACCAGCCCCUGGGCAAGGAGCCAGACUCCCUUGGUGCUGGGUUUGUGGUGGUGAUGGGAGUGGAUCUGUCCCGCUGCGGUCCUGAACACCCUGCAUCCCGCUGUCCCUGGGACUCCGGGAUCCUGCUGCGCUUCCUUGCGGCGCUGGCCGCAGUGGGAGCCCUGGAGCCUCUGCUGCCUGGACCCCUGCUGGCUGCUCACCCUCAAACGGGGACCAGGCCCCCUGUCAGCCAGCUUCCCUGGCCUGUGCUGUGUUCAGUGGUGGCCGGGGUGCUUCUCCUUGCCCUAGGAGCUCUCCUUGUCCUCCAGCUCAUCCGGCGCCGCCGGCGGCAGCGGCGAGAACAUGGGGCCCUGUGGCUGCCCCCUGGUUUCGUUCGAAGGCCUCGGACGCAGCAGGCGCCCCACCGACGGAGGCCCCCACUAGGCGAGGACAGCAUCGGUCUCAAGGCGCUGAAGCCAGAGGCAGAAGUGGAUGAGGAUGGAGUGGCCAUGUGCUCGGGCCCUGAGGAGGGAGAGGAGGCUGAAGAAAGGGCCUCAGCCUCCAAGUGCCAGCUCUGGUCACUGAACAGCGGCUGUGGAGAGCUCCCACAGGUAGCCAUGCUGACCCCUCCUCAAGAGUGUGAAAUGGAGGCUCUGGACAUGGACACUCGUGGACCUGAUGGGGUAACACGCCUGAUGUCAGCAGUCGUCUGUGGAGGAGUGGAGUCCACCAUCGUCCAAGGACCGUGGCUGGGAACUCCUGAACCCUGGGAACCACUGCUGGAUAGAGGGGCCCGGCCCCAGACUCACGCUGUGGGCACUGGAGAGACACCCCUGCACCUGGCUGCCCGAUUCUCUAGGCCAACUGCUGCCCGCCGCCUCCUUGAGGCUGGAGCCAACCCCAACCAGCCUGACCAGGCAGGGCGCACCCCACUUCACACUGCAGUGGCUGCUGAUGCUCGGGAGGUCUGCCAGCUCCUACUGGCCAGCAGGCGGACUGCUGUGGAUGCACGCACAGAGGACGGGACCACACCUCUGAUGCUGGCUGCCCGGCUGGCAGUGGAGGACCUGGUUGAAGAACUGAUCGCCGCCCGAGCGGAUGUGGGAGCCAGAGAUAAAAGGGGAAAAACCGCACUGCACUGGGCCGCUGCUGUGAACAACGCCCGAGCUGCCCGCUCCCUCCUCCAGGCUGGAGCUGAUAAAGAUGCCCAAGACAGCAGGGAGCAGACGCCGCUGUUCCUGGCGGCGCGCGAAGGGGCCAUGGAGGUGGCGCAGCUGCUGCUGGAGCUCGGGGCGGCCCGAGGACUGCGGGACCAGGCCGGGCUGGCCCCGGGAGAUGUGGCCCGCCAGCGAAGCCACUGGGACCUGCUGACGCUACUGGAGGGGGCGGGGCCGCCCACGCUGGAGGCCCGUACGCACGCACGCACCGCGUCAGGGGGCGGGGCCGCGCCGCGCUGCCGGACGCUGUCGGCGGGAGCGCGCCCGCGCGGGGGCGGAGCCAGUCUGCAAGCUCGCACUUGGUCGGUGGACUUGGGGGCGCGCGGGGGCGCAGCCUAUGCGCGCUGCCGGAGCCGGUCCGGAGGCUCCGGAGGCCCUCCCUUGCGCGGCCGCAGGUUUUCCGCGGGCUCCCGUGGGCGACGCGGGGCCAGGGCGUCACAGGAUGACUGGCCUCGCGACUGGGUGGCCCUGGAAACCUGCGGCUCUGCCCGCAGUGCGCCGAUCCCGCCUCCGAGCCUGACCCCAUCCCCAGAACACGGAUCCCCUCAAGUUGCCUGGGGUCUUCCAGUCCACCAAGAGGUGCCCUUAAACUCGGGCGGAGAGAAUCAAAACUAGGCAGCUGCAUGGAGGGGAGGGAGUGACAGGCAGUCUGGAAGACUCCAGACUUAGCAGUAUGCUCGCUUGUCUUCCCCAUGGAGUAUGCACAGCACUGGGAAGAGGGUUUAGGAUGCCCGAAUGACACGUGCCGGGCUCUUCCUGGAAAAUAGAGCAGCUACAAGAGGACAAAGUGGAUUUUGAGAAUCCCUAGACUGGAACCAAGAACUGUCGGCAAAUUGGGUGUAAAAUGUUUCUUGUGUAUGGUUUCCCAAAGGGAACCUCUGCGAUCCACUACCCACAAGUAGCUGGCAAGUAUUUAUUGAGCACCUACCAUGUGCUGGGCGUUGUGUGGAUGAUGAAAGGUAACCAAUGGCUCCUCCAGCUGAUGACUCCUUGCCCUCCCUCUGCCCCUCCCUCCACCCCCCAAGUGGCGCAGGGAUGAGGCUUUGCUCUCUACCGACUGCUAUCUCUAAGAACCCCAAACUCAUGAAUAAUAAAGCUGAUUUAAAGUGUUA